CUUAUCCUAGGAUGCGGCGCCACUGUACUACCCUCAGCUAACAAUAAACCAGACUCUGGAGCAUCACGCCUCUAUCGCAUCCUCCUCUCCGAGACGGCCUACCUAAUUUGGAAGCUGCGCUGCGAACGACGCAUCGAACACGACGACCAGAAAGCCUUCACCGAAAAUGAGCUCCGCAAACGCUGGAGCUCCAUGCUCCAACGACGCCACGACAUGGAUUGUGCAAUGACUAACGACCGCUUCGGUAGAAAAGCCCUCGACAACACAGCUGCCACCAACACUUGGGAGCGCAUCACACGAGGACGCGCCGACCGAGCCGAUAAAUGGCUCAUGGACAGCGGGGUUUUAGUGGGUAGCAGGCCACCCGACUGUCCUCCUCCCCGCGUGGGAGUAGGCAGUCAGGUCGGAGACCCUUAG
Molecule: messenger RNA, 417 nt
Organism: Phanerochaete carnosa HHB-10118-sp
Lineage: Eukaryota; Fungi; Basidiomycota; Agaricomycetes; Polyporales; Phanerochaetaceae
Exons: 1
Source: RefSeq, a predicted model, not a curated record